AUGUUCGUCUUAGAUUUCUUUCGGACCUAUGGUCGAAAGUUGACUGCUUCAAGCUUGCAAGCAGUCCAAAUUCGAACUUCGAUGAGCAGAUCCGGGGUCGAGAAUUCACAAUGCGCUAUUUUGUUUCCAGGACAAGGUGCUCAGUACAUUGGAAUGGGUAAAGAUCUUUAUUCUAAUUAUCCUUCGGCGCGCAAAGUAUUUGAAGAAGCUGAUGACGUGCUAGGAUUAAACUUGACAAAAUUAGUGUUUGAAGGGCAACAGAAAGAUCUAACUCAAACACAAAAUGCACAACCCGCGAUAUUAACAACGUCCGUAGCCAUUCUUCAGGUCUUAGAGAGUGAAUUCGGCUUUGAUGUCUCGUCUGCGUGCGCAUAUGCACUUGGACACUCUCUAGGAGAAUAUACAGCUUUGGUUGCUACUAAGUCAUUGUCAUUACGUGACGCUAUUAAACUUAGACUUCGCGGUGAAGCCAUGGCAAAUACGGUUUCUCAAUUAGGAACCAAAACAGCCAUGGUGGCUUUGAUUGUUCGUGAAGAUAACUUAAACAAACUUCAAGCUUCAAUAAACGAAAUUAGCUCUACUUUACCAGAGGGUGAAUCGGUAGAGCUUGCGAAUAUCAACAGUUCUUCUCAGGCAGUCAUUAGCGGAACGGGUAAAGCUGUGGAUUAUGCGUCGCGAGUUUUGCAGUCGCAACGUAUCGCAGCACGUGCUUUGGAGCUUCCUGUAUCAGCUCCAUUUCAUUGUAAAUUAAUGCGACCAGCUGCAGAUAUAAUGCAAAAAGCGAUGAGUGAUAUCAAAUUUGAAAAGCCAAUCGUGGAUGUCAUAUCAAACGUUACUGCAAAUCCGAUACAAUCAGUAUCUGAAAUACCUUCUCUGCUAGUUCGACAAGUGACUGCCACUGUUCAAUGGCAUAAGAGUAUAAAUUAUUGUAAGGAAAAUGGAAUUAAUAAUUACAUAUUAUUUGGACCUGCAAGAGUAUUAGCUAAUUUACUCAAAAAAGAUUAUCCCUUGGAUUUCAUAAGGUUGUACUUAAAAGAUAUAAUUGUUAAUUUAACCAAUGAUAUUAACAUAUAUGUUCAUUUAAUAGGCCUUUUACUACCAUUGAAGAUAUUCAAUCCUAUAUAG
Molecule: messenger RNA, 1125 nt
Organism: Scutellospora calospora
Lineage: Eukaryota; Fungi; Glomeromycota; Glomeromycetes; Diversisporales; Gigasporaceae
Source: the annotation of a GenBank genome assembly